Molecule: messenger RNA, 2743 nt
Organism: Zerene cesonia (dogface butterfly)
Lineage: Eukaryota; Metazoa; Arthropoda; Insecta; Lepidoptera; Pieridae
Gene: XRCC1
Product: DNA repair protein XRCC1
Exons: 11
Coding region: 226-2067 (613 amino acids)
Biological process (GO): single strand break repair; base-excision repair
Cellular component (GO): nucleus
Molecular function (GO): damaged DNA binding
Source: RefSeq, a predicted model, not a curated record
UAUGUAUCGUCUAUGAUUAUUAAGGACAAAAAUUGACAUUGACAGUUUGAACAAUAUUGAAUAUGUUAUGAUUUAUAGAAUAUCUGUUUUUGAAAUGGUUUGAAAUAAACGUGAUUAAAGAAAACCUAUGCCUACAAUGAAUGCUCGUAUUUCUUAUAAUAUCUUUGUAUAAUUUAUUCACAGUUUGAUUUACAUAUAAGCUUUAAAAUCAUUUUUUAACUCAAAAUGCCGCGAGUGAAAAUGGAUUAUGUCGUUAGCUUUAGCAGUGAAGAUCCCAACAACCCAGCAAGCAACUUACUAGCAUGGGAGAUCAGCAAAAAGAAGUGGCUGUGCAGUAAAUGGGAACCUUCUUGCUCUGUGGUGCUGCAGCUGGAAAAAGCUGUGCAGAUCCAGUCCGUCCACAUUGGUGCCUAUCAAGCUUCCAUUGUGGAGGUGCUGGUGGGCCUCUCCGAAAAGCCUAAUGAUCCUUUUGAGGUGUUGGUCCCCAGCUGCGUGCUGGUGGCGCCGGGCGAGGCGCGGCGCGGCGCGGCGCAGCGCGUGCGCACGCUGGCCGCGCCCGACCUCGCCGCCGCGCGCACUUCGCGCUGGGACCGCCUGCGCGUCGUCUGCUCGCAGCCCUACAACAAGCAUUGCCAGUAUGGCCUCUCAUUCAUCCACAUAUAUUCACCUGAAGCAGAUGGAAACACACCCUCAGCACCAGUAACAGAAAGUGCAAUGGAGCAACCGGCAAAAGCGAUUCCUAAUAGAAUGUUCACACUCGACGGCCUCUCGUCUGAUGAGGACGAGUUCAAACCUGGGGAGCUAUUUGCGAAGCAUCAGGCAACAGAAAGUACUGAUGCUCAAAUAAGACAAGCGUCAUUUAACGCUCUAAAAAACAUAACCGACUCUGCCACGAAAUUGACCAAAACACCAAUAUCAAAGACAAGUGACGCUCGACAUAAAAAUAGCGCUAAAAAAUGUGACAGUGACCAAACAAACAGACAAAGAGACAGUCUGCUUUAUACAGACGAUGAUAAUCAACCUCACGGCAGAAUUGACAGAAUAGUGCAAAAACGUAGAGACGAAAAGAGUAAAGAGGAGACUACAAAUAGACAGAAAACAAUUGAGACUAAAAGAAAAAUAACCAAUGAGCGAAUGAGGGAUUUAUCGAACGAAAUUGACAAAGAAUUAAAUGAAAGUAUGAGAAAAGAUGUUGAUGGUGCGAGUAGUUCAAAGAAAAGAAAACGUGAUUCGACCGACGAAAGCAAAGAAAAAGAUUUGAUUGUUAAUAAAAAGAAUGACAUGAACAAGGUGAAGAGCGACAAGAGUGAUGACAGAGACGAAGCGCGCAAACGCAACAAAGUGGACGAUAAUAAUGCAUUCCGAGCCUCCCCCAGGUGCGCGUUCCCCAACACGCCGAAGCUGAAGGCGGCGCGCGCCGGCAGCCUGCGCUGCUUCGCGGUCACCGGCGACUGGCUGCAGCAGUGCUCCGCCGCGCGGCGCCGCCUGCCCGAGCGCUGGUUCGCCGUCGAGCCGCACCUCCACGUCGCGCCGCCGCCACACUACAUGCAACACUUAGACGACGGUGAUGGUGAUGUUGGUGGUGAUGGUGAUGAGGACGGUGGUGACCGCGCGAGCAAACCCGGCGCGGCGAUCGCCGCUUCGGAUAGCGUUUCAGACGCAGACACAGAAGACGAGAUCGAGCAAGUGCGACGGCAGCAGGCGCAGCGGGCCGGCCAGCCCGACUCCGGCGACGACACGGAGCCCGAGCCGCUCGCCGACACUCACGUGCAGCUCGAUAGCACUAAGCUGCUGCCGGAGUUCCUGGGCGGCUACACGCUGGUGGUGUGCGAGGCGGUGCGGCGGCGCGGCCACGACGCGGCGCUGCUGCGGCGCCUCGCGCGCGCCUACGGGGCCGCCGUGCUGCCGGAAGAAGAAGUGACGGAGGAGAGCGAAGUGCACUACAUAGUGUGCGACAGAGCGGACGCUCUGCCGGAGUGCGGCGCCGUGCGCGUGGCGCCGAGCUGGCUGUGGCGCGCGCACACGCGCAAGCGGCGCCCGUCCGACGAGCGCGACGAGCUGCGCUGAGCGUGUGUGCGUGCGAAUGUUACGUUAAAGUAUUGUUGUGUGCGCUGGGCGUUUGCGUACGUGCUUUAUGUUUUCGUGCCGAGUGCUCUCGUGUGCGUACAUGCGCUGUGAGAAUAUAAAAUUUGUAUACGUAUGUGUGCGUGUGUGCGUGUGUGCUUGAAUAUAAUGUAAUACCACUGAUCAUGUCUGUGCGUGAGUGUUGCGUGAUGUGGACAUUAGCAAUGCACGUGUGAGUGCGUGAUGAUGUUAUGUUGACAGUUAGUUUUUACACUCUGAAUGUAUACGUGUGUGUAUAUUAUGGACACAUUGAAUUUUCUAAUACCGUGUAAGGUUCGCGUAUUUGAGCAGUUGUUAAAAAUACACUCCAAAAAAAGUUGUGACUGUAUAGUGUCUAUUUAUAUAAAUGAGGAAAACUAUAAUUUACCUCCUGGCUAAAGUGAUGGUUGUAAUUGUGCAGUGCCUUUUCCAAAUAAAAUUUAUUUUAUUCCAUAUGUAUAAUUUUGUUUCACUUUUAACAUAUAUAUAAAAUACAUAUUCAUCCAUAUUAUAAAAUAUUUUAUUAUUAUUCACAUGUACAGCAUUUGAUGAAAAUUGUUAAUAACAUUACCUUCCGUUUAUUUGAACGUUUUGAAAACUGAUUAUAAUUAAAUAAUUGUUACGUUUCAUAAUAAAUGUC